AUGUGGACCUUGGUGAGCUGGGUGGCCUUAGUGACAGGGCUGGUGGCUGGAACGCAGUGCCCAGACGGUCAGCUCUGCCCUGUGGCCUGCUGCCUGGACUCUAAUGGAGCCACCUACAGCUGCUGCAAUCCUGUUCCGGACCAGCAGCCGUCCGUGCUGAGCCAGCAUCUGGGCCGACCCUGCCAGGCCAACGGCCACUGUGCUCCUGGCUACUCCUGCAUCCUCACUGUCUCGGGGACCUCCAGCUGCUGCCCGUUCCCAGAGGCUGUGUCAUGCGGGGAUGGCCGCCACUGUUGCCCCCGGGGCUUCCACUGCAGCGCUGAUGGGCAGUCCUGCUUCCAAAGAUCAGAUACCAAGCCCCUGGAUGCCGUCCAGUGCCCCGACAAACAGUUCCAGUGCCCCAACUCCUCCACAUGCUGCACCAUGCCUGAUGGCUCCUGGGGAUGUUGCCCCAUGCCCCAGGCUUCUUGCUGUGAAGACAAGAUACACUGCUGCCCCCAUGGCACGUCCUGUGACCUGGCUCAUGGCCGCUGUCUCUCAGCCACAGGCACCCACCCCCUGGCUAAGAAGAUGCCUGCACACAAGACUAAAAGUUCAGUGAUCUUAUGCCCAGAUGGACGGUCCCAGUGCCCCGAUGGUUCUACCUGCUGUCAGCUGCCCACUGGAAAGUAUGGCUGCUGCCCGAUGCCCAAUGCCAUCUGCUGCUCCGACCACCUGCACUGCUGCCCGCAGAACACUGUGUGUGACCUGACCCACAGUAAGUGCCUCUCCAAGGAGAAUGCUACGGACCUCCUCACCAAGCUGCCCGCACACACAGUGCAGGAUGUCAAGUGCGACAUGGAGGUGAGCUGUCCAGACGACUACACCUGCUGCCGCCUACAGUCCGGGGCCUGGGGCUGCUGCCCUUUUGUGCAGGCUGUGUGCUGUGAGGACCACGUGCACUGCUGCCCGUCCGGGUUUCGGUGUGACACAGAGAAGGGUGUGUGUGAAGAGGGGACCCGCCGGGUGCUGUGGAUGGAGAAAGUCCCAGCCCACCUCAGCCUGCCGGACCACGGAGCUGUGGAGAGUGAUGUCCCCUGUGAUAACGUCAACAGCUGUCCUUCCUCCACCACCUGCUGUCGACUCACGUCUGGGGAGUGGGGCUGCUGUCCUGCCCCAGAGGCUGUCUGCUGCUCGGACCACCAGCAUUGCUGCCCCAAGGGCUACACGUGUGUGGCCGGAGGGCACUGUAAGAGGGGGAACCAGGUGCUGACCGGACUGGACAAGGUGCCUGCCCGCCGGGCUUCCCCGCCCCACCCCGGAGACACGGGCUGUGACCAGCACACCAGCUGCCCCGUAGGGCAGACCUGCUGCCCGAGCCUGAGGGGGGCCUGGGCCUGUUGCCAGCUGCCGCAUGCCGUGUGCUGUGAGGACCGCCAGCACUGCUGCCCCGCUGGCUACACCUGCAACGUGAAGGCCCGAUCCUGUGAGAAGGAGGUGGACUCUGCGCACCCUGCCCUCCGCCUGGCCGGCGGCCCUCUUGUGGGCGUGGGGAACGUGGAGUGUGGGGCGGGGCACUUCUGCCGCGAUAACCAGACCUGCUGCGCAGACAGCCGAGGGGGCUGGGCCUGCUGCCCCUACCGACAGGGCACCUGUUGUGCGGACAGGCGUCACUGCUGCCCCCGUGGCUUCCGCUGCGGAGCCAGGGGGACCAAGUGUUUACGUCAGGAGGCCCUGCGCUGGGACGCUCCUUGGAGGGACCCGAGGCCGAGACAGCUGCUGUGA
Rangifer tarandus platyrhynchus (Svalbard reindeer) is the source of this 1764-nucleotide messenger RNA. The record is from the annotation of a GenBank genome assembly. NCBI's taxonomy places the organism in Eukaryota, Metazoa, Chordata, Mammalia, Artiodactyla, Cervidae.